AUGAGCAAAAGAAGAAGAUCUUCGUCGACUCGACAGGAGGAUGAAAAAAAAAAACAUAGAAUCUUGACACUUGCCGAUCGGUCGAUACGCAUUUGUACAUGUGUCAAUGCACAUGAGCUAAGAGAUGCUCUUUCUUCACAUUACUCGUUGCAUACGGUAUCGGUAUACUCUAAAUUGAUCAAGAAUCAUUGGAUAGACAAGGAAGACAUGUGUCCAAUGCAUAGAGCCAAAGUUGAAAGGGGACUACUUCCAUCAUACAAUUUCGAACAGGGUCUUAGACCAGAGUACCGAGUAUGUCGCUUUAUCGUUGACGACAGUAAAAGUUGGAGGAGAUCAUUGUCACGUGUCUCUAAAAGAGUAUUCUCGUUUGUAUCAACAUCGUUGUACACUGACAUUACAAUCAGGCCGUCGCGUGACACAUGGGAGCAUAUCAGUAACAACUAUUGUCUCUUGAAAAAGGCUACCACUCUUACUGUACUCCCUGCAGUACGUUUGGUAUUCUUUCCAGCAGUGACCGAUCAAAUUCAUCAUUUGGCUGCCAACAAUUUGUACUCUAGUGUCGAAAAGAUUCAUUUGCUUGAAGAGGUUGCUGAUUUGGACAAGAUGGCUUGUGCAAUGCCUCGUCUCAAGAGUAUGGUCCAACACUGUGAAUUGAGCGAAUUCACAAUCACCAAAUGGCUCACCAACUUUAAGAACCUUACAUCCAUCAACCUAUUAAAUUCCAAGUUGAUCGGCUUUGAUGUUGAUCAACUGCCAUCGAUGAUUAAAGCUGAUAGCCAACUGCGUAAAAUCUUAUUACCCAAAUAUUUCAAUUGGAAUACACUGGAUGUAGCAGUUAAACAAAGGUUAUCAAUCAUAUCAAUGAGAUCGGAAUCUCCAUCACACAAAUCCACCAUUAACUAUGCAGAGAUCCAACAACAAGACUUUCCAAAACUCAAGCAUGUGCACUUGGUACAAAUUCUCAGUGAUACCAACAGGGUUGUCUGGGACCAAUUAGUUUUGCCUGAAAGUGUCGUUAAACUUACACUCUGUACACCUCCACCAAAUGUAAACCCAUUUACACGCAACAAACAUAUUAGAACCGUUAGAUUUAAAAACUCAAAGACUCCCAAUUAUUCUGAUAUCCCCAUCAUGACCAUCCACCUAUUGCUUUCGAAAAAAGCAUUGUUGUUUGGUCAAACCAAUCUAUCUAAAAUCAUCAUCGACACUCCAGUUGAUGUUGUUGAUACUGAUAUCAUUCAAUUUAAAGAAAUGGGUUACAGAUUUAUUGGAUCAACCCCUUCUAGCAAUGAUCAAUAUAGAUAG
Cavenderia fasciculata is the source of this 1305-nucleotide messenger RNA. RefSeq lists its product as uncharacterized. The coding region runs from base 1 to 1305 and encodes 434 amino acids. NCBI's taxonomy places the organism in Eukaryota, Evosea, Eumycetozoa, Acytosteliales, Cavenderiaceae. The record is from RefSeq and is a predicted model, not a curated record. The transcript is spliced from 3 exons.